This is a messenger RNA of Alternaria conjuncta, 717 nucleotides long. RefSeq lists its product as uncharacterized. Gene Ontology annotation, molecular function: tRNA-specific adenosine-34 deaminase activity; zinc ion binding. Gene Ontology annotation, biological process: tRNA wobble adenosine to inosine editing. Lineage: Eukaryota; Fungi; Ascomycota; Dothideomycetes; Pleosporales; Pleosporaceae. The transcript has 3 exons. The coding region runs from base 1 to 717 and encodes 238 amino acids. Gene Ontology annotation, cellular component: nucleus; cytoplasm. The record is from RefSeq and is a predicted model, not a curated record.
AUGGAUCCGAAGGAGAGAGCGUAUCAUGAAGGCUUCAUGCGCGAGGCUAUUGCCAUGGCUGAACUUGCACUCAAGAGCGAUGAGACCCCCGUCGGCUGUGUCUUCGUCAAGGACGGCGAGGUCAUUGGACGAGGCAUGAACGAGACAAAUCGGACCCUGAACGGUACCCGCCACGCCGAGUUCGUCGCCAUCGCUGGCAUCUUGUCAAAGCACCCCAUCAGCAUCCUCAACGAGACAGACCUCUAUGUCACCGUUGAGCCAUGCGUCAUGUGCGCGUCCAUGCUGCGCCAGUACGGCAUCCGAGCCGUCUACUUCGGAUGCUGGAACGAGCGUUUUGGUGGCACCGGAGGUGUUCUGAACAUUCACUCUGAUGCUAGCGUCGACAAGCCCUAUCCAGUCACCGGCGGCAUCUUCCGAGAGGAAGCCAUCAUGUUGCUCCGGAAAUUCUACGUCCAAGAGAACGAAAAGGCCCCCGAGCCCAAACAGAAGAAGACGAGGGAGCUGAAGACAGAGAUCCUGCCCAUGGACGUUCAUCAGCCCAAGUCGACCCCAUCACCUGCUAUUCGUGCUCCGGCUAAUGCGACCUCGACCGGAUCCAUCCCGACACUGUCUUCUUUGAGCGCAUCCGCCGCCGCUGCAGCUGUCGCGGUCCCCAAGACUGUGUUUCCCACGCCCGGACAGGCUCGACCCAGCUCUGCCAGCACAGCUCUUGCUUGA